UCAUAUAUAAAGUAGAUAUAGUUAUAGUUAAUUAUUUUAUGUAAAAAGAAGACCUACUCGAUGGCUUAAUGUUUAGAAAAAAUUAAGAAUGCUGGCUGCUAAAAAUUUUGUUGUAACCGUGCGAGUCCGCCCAUUGAAUGACUUUGAAAUUAAGACUGGCAGGCCACCUGUGGUCAAGUUGCUGGAUUCGCACGUAAUCUGCUUUGAUCCGCAGCCCGACGAAAAACCUGUUUCUGCCCGUAGGAAAGGUGUAAAGCCAACUAUUAUGCGAAGAUCUCGAGAUCUUAAGUAUGCCUUUGACCGUGUCUUUAAUGAAAAUUCUUCUCAGCUUGAAGUCUUCGAAAGUACUUUAAAACCUUUUAUAAACUCAGUUCUUGAAGGCUAUAAUUGCACCUGUUUUGCCUAUGGAAACACAGGGGCUGGGAAGACCCAUACUAUGUUGGGCAAUAGGGAGCAGCCGGGAGUGAUGGUUCUGACCAUCCAGGAGCUCUAUGCCCAAAUGGAAGCAGACGAAGCAAAAAAGUACGACGUCGAGCUCUCUUACUUGGAGGUCUACAAUGAGUCUUUACGCGAUCUUCUGAGCCCCUCCACCCCGCUCCCGCUGCGGGAGGAUAACGAAAAGGGGAUGGUCGUGGUGGGACUUUCGAAGCAUAAACCUAAGAACGCACAGGAAGUAUUCAAAAUGCUGGAAAAUGGGAACGCACAGAGGACUCAACAUCCGACUGAUGUCAACGCCUGCUCUUCGCGCUCGCACGCCGUUUUUCAGAUUCUAGUGAAUCAGAGAGACCGCGCCGAAAGCUUGCAAAGCACCGUCAAGUCUGCCAAACUGUUGCUGAUCGACUUGGCUGGUUCGGAGAGGGCUACUAACACCACGAAUCUCGGCGAACGGCUGAGGGAAGGAGCCAACAUCAACAAAUCUCUUCUUGCACUGGGAAACUGUAUCAACGCUUUGGUCACUAGUAGCAAAAAUGGAGGCGAGGGUCGGCGGUGUUACGUUCCUUACCGCGAUAGCAAGCUCACGCGACUACUGAAGGAUGCUUUGGGCGGCAACUGCCGAACGGUGAUGAUUGCAAAUAUAAGCCCGAGUAGCUUGUGGUAUGAAGAUACGCACAACACCCUCAAGUACGCCAACAGGGCGAAAAACAUCAAGGCGAGCGUAACGUGCAACAAGACACUGGUCGACAAACACGUCAGCCAGUAUGCCGAGCUGGUCAAAGCGCAAGAGAUGGAGAUACACAGGCUGAAGAUGCGUUUGCAGCUCUACGAGGCCGAAAGCUCGAAGGCAGAAGUCCUAAAGUCGGACUCUCCGGCCUCUCUCGCCUCUUUUGAUUAUUUUUCUGCCCUUCGCAGCGAAAUAGUGGGAGCGCUUCAAAACUACUGCUCUAUUAAGGAGCAAAUAAAAGCCAUUCAAGCACGAAAGCUCGAGGCGCUGACUGCACGAGGGCGGAUCAUGCGGGAAAAGUUUUCCCAUGCUUUUUCUAAAAAAACACUCGCCAUAGAGAAAGUCUGCCACGGAUCGACCGACAGGGAGUUGGCCCAACUCACAUGCCAACUGCAGUGUAAGCACGAGGAGUUAAGGUCUCAAGAAGCGACGCUGCAGAUAUUGGAGGACAAAAUCAUAAAGGAGGUACACAAUCGGAAUCAGCAGGGGCUGCUUUUGCUGGAGUUGAAAGGAGAGCUUUUGCGGCUCGAGCGGAACACGCCCCCAUUAGACAUCUGUUUAGCUGCUGUCUCUAAUGAACUGCAAGAGUUCGACAAGUUUCUACAAGCUCUCAAAGAUCCCGGCCAGCCUCUGCCACCAUCAUUUCCUAUCGGUUCCCUAAAAGCUGACGGUUUCCAGAACGACAGUGAAGGCUGCCGUAAUGAGACAUGUCCUGAAAGAUUGCGAGUAGAAAAGACACACUUUGAAGAGGCGCCCAAGAUAUGCGGCGAGAAGGUUCCGAGCUCCAUUUUGCGCCUGCGCUGUUCAGACAACUAUAAAACGGCUUCCUCCGAUCGACAUGACGCAAAGCUGCGGAAGACCGUCCGCUUCAAUAUCCCAGAGAUUCCUUCUUUCAUGCGGCCCACUUCUUCGUCGAAGGCCAGGCAGAACAGUAGAGCGUUGAAGGAAAAUAUCUUGCGCCCGCAGUCCCCCUCUCGCGUCUCUCGUAUAUACUCGGAAUCUGUCCUAGAAAAAAUGCUUAGUCCUUCGAGGGUCUCUGCGAAGUCUAUAGAAAACCUUAACGGCGCUAAUUUGUCGGCAGCCCGAGUAAUUGCGGCAUCCGGCGCGCGGAAGGCCCUCUCCCAGAAACGAGUCUGCGGUAUCAACAGGAAGUUUUAGACUUUGCCGCCUUUUCUUUUCAAAGUAGGCAAUGCAUGUGGUCAACUGCUUUGAUGUCACGUACCUCCUCAGUAGAUCUAAUUACUUAAUGUGCUUGUAGCCUUUUUAAUAUUCUUUUU
This is a messenger RNA of Zophobas morio, 2439 nucleotides long. RefSeq names its product kinesin-like protein KIF18A. The record is from RefSeq and is a predicted model, not a curated record. Gene Ontology annotation, biological process: microtubule-based movement. The transcript has 17 exons. NCBI's taxonomy places the organism in Eukaryota, Metazoa, Arthropoda, Insecta, Coleoptera, Tenebrionidae. The coding region runs from base 89 to 2320 and encodes 743 amino acids. Gene Ontology annotation, molecular function: microtubule motor activity; microtubule binding; ATP binding.